AUGUACUGGCCCAAUGGUGUACCCCGGGUCUAUGCGGUCAAUGGCCCCAACAUUGCCCCAGUCGCGGACGCCGCGGACUGUCCUGACAGGAACAUUGUGCCAGAAAAUGUUCCAAGCAAUCUAGCCGUUAAGGAAUCGCACCAUGACGCACUAUCUGAUGAUACCCCAGAAAGUCAAAGUCAUGAUUCGAACUCCAAAGGUCCCACGACAAGUCCGAGUGCUUCAGAAUGGCAGCACGAAGCUAUCCAUGGCCUUUGCGUUUCGCGGUCAGGUCACAUCUUUGCAACCAUGGCCGAGUCUUCGGUUUCUCUCUGGCAAACGAGGCCUACGGUAGUCGUGGCCGUGAUAGCUCGAUCCGCGUCAUCUUUACAGACAUAUGGACCUAAUGUCUCGGUGCUCAUGCACCCAGACUCGACCAUAUUGGUCUUGCAAACUCGUAAUGGGUACCUCCUCACUUACUCGCUUGCCUUUGACGCUGCUACGCGCGUUUACCAACAAAUGUUUGAUCAUUCUACCCAUCCGCGUCGACAGCAGCUGGCUCAUUUUGCGGCGGUUGAAGACGCGAACGUUGUAGGUGAUAUCCAUGUCAGUUUUCGAAUGGCAAUCAAGAUUGAGUCUGGAAUUGUCAGGGCGCUGGCACUGGAUCAAGAACUUGUGGUUGCUACUGUCAAGCCCGCUGCGAUCCAGUGCAUUCGCUGGGCUUCAGAAGCUAGUGUAACGCAGACCAGAUCUGAAAUGCUAAACCGAAUACUCAAUGUCUCCAAAAAAGUCAUUAUAGUGGACAUGGUCUACGACCGGGCCAUGAAUCUUCUCAUUUGGCUUACCAGCAACGGCCAGGCGUACGCCGUUCAGCGAGUACCCGACAGCCAGGAGCAAUCGGACGGGCCGCAAAAACUCUUCCAGGGCCAUUGCUUUCAUGACCCUAAAACUGAUGGCGAAGGGGCCGUCAAGGUGGCGGUAAAUGCUCGUUUCUCUCUAUUAACAGUCAGCUGCGCGAACGGCGAAGUCCUUGUCUAUACUGCCAAAGACUAUACAGGAAACGUUCCCCUGUCACAAAAGCUGGCUGUUCCUGCAUCUCCCGCCGCGACAGGGGCCAUCACAUUCAUGAGCUAUUCUCCCGACGGCUAUUGCCUUUUUGCGGGCUACGAAAAUGGUUGGACAACCUGGAGUGUGUUCGGAAAACCCGGCGGUAAUAGCUUCCCUGUCGACCCUACAUUGGCAAAGUCCAACGAUGAAGACUGGCUUACGGGCGUCACCAACGGUUGCUGGAUUGGUGGCGGCUCGGACAUUAUUCUGUCGGCGAAGAAUGAUCGGCGCCUCUGGAUUUUGGAAACUGCUCGGAGUGCCUUGACUGGAUGCUUCUCUGCCGCGAACCUGGCGCGCGGCUUGCUGCAAACCGGAACUGAGUUCAUCUUAUAUCGAGGGCACGAUUUGCCGGAUUUGAUGACGAUAUCUGGCAAAGACUCGCUUUGGCAUCACGCUCAGUAUCCUCCGGCUUAUCUUCAUUCGCAAUGGCCCAUCCGCUCCUGUGUGGUAUCACAGGAUGGGCGGUAUGUCGCGAUCGCAGGUCGACGUGGCCUAGCACAUUACAGUGUCAACAGUGGCCGAUGGAAGGUCUUUGAGGACUCGAUUGCGGAAAACUCAUUCGCGGUUCGAGGAGGCAUGUGUUGGUACGGCCAUAUCCUGAUUGCGGCUGUUGAAAGCGAUGGCUCAUACGAGUUACGGCUUUAUUCGCGUGAGGAUAAGCUGUCCAAGAGUUCUAUCAUGCAUAUCGAAUAUCUUCCCUCUCCGGUGGUAUUCAUUGGCCCGUCGGGAGAAGACUCACUGUUAGUCUACACCUAUGACAAUAUUCUCUACCACUACAUCAUCAAUUCCACACACAGCAAGAUCAGUUUGGUUCCGGUCGGUCAGAUCGCUUUCAACGGCAUUGUCAGGGCGCCCACGCGAGUUCGCGCAAUCAGCUGGGUUCUGCCAGAGGAGCAGAUGCGUAACGGUGAUCCUUCUCAAGACGUCAGAGUGGCCUCGGUACUUCUUCUAGUCGAUGGCAAUCUCGUUCUUCUUCAACCUACAGUGACAGAUUUGGGUGAUCUCAAAUACGAUAUGCGGGUAAUCUCCCAUGACGUGGAGUACUACAUUUUGAUGCGAGACCAGCUUUCGUUCAAUUUUUCAUCCCAGGUCGACGAGCCUAUACCCUCAAGUCCUUCUGCAGACAUGGCUCUAGAGCCAUCUUAUAGCAACCUUUCCCUCCGUGACUCUUUGUGGAUGUUUCGGGGGAAGGACCUCCUUGCCUGGGACGACGUUCAAGACAUCUUGCAGCAAGAGACGGUGCCCACGCCGCUUAGCAUUCCCUUGGACUUUUAUCCGCUAUCUGUCAUUCUCAACAAGGGUGUGGUACUCGGCGUGGAAUCUGAGAUGACGCAACGGCGAGACGUGACAUUUACUAGUCAAAAAUUCGCUAUUCGAACCCAUCUCUUCCUCCCUUAUUUCCUACGAUAUUGUCUCGUCUAUCUAGGAAUGCCCGCCGCGGUUUCAUUGAGCAGGCAUUUUUCGCACCUUUCUUACUUCUCCCACGGCCUUGAGAUUCUGCUACAUCACGUCCUUGACGACGAAGUCGACAACAACAGCCGUGCACACAAGGCUGGUGAUUCCACAGUCCCCGAAGAGCCACUCCUGCCCACCGUCAUUGCUUUCCUCCAGGCGUCGAUUCCCACGCGAGAAUAUCUUGAAAUUGUGGUGCAAUGUACACGCAAGACGGAGCUGCGCUUUUGGCGCACGCUUUUCACGUAUCUUCCUCCGCCGAAAGACCUGUUCGAACAGGCUCUCCGACUUGAUUCGCUCAAGACUGCUGUGGGCUAUCUUCUUGUUCUACAGGCAUUCGAGGAUGAAGAAGAACAUGAUCAUGACGGACACAUUGAAGAAUAUGUCGUGCGCCUGAUCGGUCUGGCAUCGCAGAAAGGAGAUUGGGAGCUUUGCGGUGAACUAGCCCGCUUUCUUAUCGCGCUUGAUUCCUCGGGCGAGAUGCUCAAACGUGCCGUGAGCCGUGUCGGGUUGCGCUCGAAUUUCCGUCCAUCAACUACCGCUGGUCAGUCGGUCCGUCCUAGUUUUAGUUUGAGAACGUCGUCUGCAGCGAGUGUCAAAGGGCUUGGAUUGGCUCUGCCAAUUCGCACACCGUCCUGGUCGUCCCUAUCUCCGACUCGCUCACUCUCUCCGCGUCAAAAUGGUGAAGAAGCGGGGUUUUCUGACAACUGA
This is a messenger RNA of Penicillium oxalicum, 3249 nucleotides long. Its product is annotated as RIC1 family protein. Gene Ontology annotation, molecular function: protein binding. The record is from RefSeq and is a predicted model, not a curated record. Bases 1 to 3249 code for a protein of 1082 amino acids. Gene Ontology annotation, biological process: intracellular protein transport; retrograde transport, endosome to Golgi. Gene Ontology annotation, cellular component: Ric1-Rgp1 guanyl-nucleotide exchange factor complex; cytosol; Golgi membrane. NCBI's taxonomy places the organism in Eukaryota, Fungi, Ascomycota, Eurotiomycetes, Eurotiales, Aspergillaceae. The transcript has 5 exons.